Messenger RNA from Colletotrichum higginsianum IMI 349063, 654 nucleotides. RefSeq lists its product as uncharacterized. The transcript has a single exon. Lineage: Eukaryota; Fungi; Ascomycota; Sordariomycetes; Glomerellales; Glomerellaceae. The record is from RefSeq and is a predicted model, not a curated record. Bases 1 to 654 code for a protein of 217 amino acids.
AUGCAUCGCGAAGGCAACAACCCUGCAACUCCGCAGCGCCCCCACCCGGCCCCGCUCGACGAUGCCGCCGCCACGCCAUCUCCAUCGCGGCUCGGCCUCCUGCAGACUCCGCCGCGACGGCCCGGCCGGGGUCUCAAACGGGCUAUGGAGGCAGAGGCCGAAGUCCCCGAGCACCACGAAGCAAGUCCUCGUGGACUCCUUCAAACGCCACCACUUCGUCCCCCGCGCCGUGCACGGUUUUCCACCGGACCUAUCGACUUGAGCACUGCUGGUACAGACGCGACGUCUGACGCAGACCGUCCCGUCGCGCGUAAAGAAGAGGCCCGAAGUUUUGCUUCUAAUCCCCAUCAGGGAGGAAAACAUCAUGGGGAGGGCGUGGAUGAUGAUGGUUCAGCGGGGCGGGACGAGAACACAUUGGAACACUCAGUUGAGAGCGCAGAACAACUACAGGACGACAGCACAGACGGGAAACCUGACGGUUUUCAGGUAACAGAUAGUAACAAGAAGGAACAGAAGAAAAAGUGUGAGAAGGAACAGAGUGAUAAACACAAAACGCAUGAGGUGGAGAAUGGGGAUAGGCACACUGAUGGCCCCGAUCAGCUGCAUUAUGUGGACAUGGACAAGCACGAUGAGGAUUCUGUGGAACAAUUGUAA